GAGAACUCCCUUCAUCCUUGAAGAGUUGUGCGAGAUUAAAUACUCUUGAUCUUGGACAGAAUAGAUUCACUGGUAAAAUACCUACUUGGAUAGAAGAAAGUUUGUUGUCUUUGAAGUUCCUUCGCUUACGAUCAAACAAGCUUGUUGGAAAUAUUCCUCCUAAUCUAUCAAGACUAAAGGCUCUUCAAAUCCUGGAUCUGGCUAGUAAUAAUUUAUCAGGAACCAUCCCUUCUAGCUUUGGAAACUUUACUGCCAUGAAAGUGUCGGAGGAGAUGAAUGGAACCAUUUUAAAAAAUUAUACUUAUUACAAUGAAAACAUGCAAGUGAUAAUAAAAGGAAUAUACAUUGAGUAUGCCAUAUUGCUUCCACUUGGGAUCGUUAUGAACCUUUCAAAUAAUAACUUAUCUGGAAUGAUACCAGAAGAGCUGACCAGCCUUUUUGCACUCGUGAGCUUAAAUUUGUCUGAAAAUCAUCUGACAGGAGAGAUCACAGAAAAGAUUGGUGCAUUGCAACAGUUGGAGUCACUUGACUUGUCAAAAAACAAUCUUUUCGGUGGAAUUCCUUCAAGCAUCAUUGGUCUAACUUUUUUGAGUGACUUGAAUUUGUCAUAUAACAACUUAUCAGGAAGAGUUCCAAUAGGUAAUCAGCUUCAAACCUUCAUUGAUCCAUCUAUUUAUAUUGGUAAUCCUGAUCUUUGCGGGUUCCCAUUAAGUCAAAAGUGCAAAGAUGACAAGACAAACCAAGGUCUAAAUGCAGUUGGAGGGGAUGAACAAAAUGAUAACACCAUGGACGAAGAAGGAUCUGAAAUGAAGUGGUUGUAUAUGAGCAUGGGGCCAGGAUUCGCU
This is a messenger RNA of Elaeis guineensis (African oil palm), 845 nucleotides long. NCBI's taxonomy places the organism in Eukaryota, Viridiplantae, Streptophyta, Magnoliopsida, Arecales, Arecaceae. The record is from RefSeq and is a predicted model, not a curated record.